CUGGACACUCGGACACUGAAGCGCUGAUGGCGGCGCACGCUAUUGAAUUAAACAGAGCCGCUGGACUGGAGGCUUCUCACAGUCUGGGUCAGUCGCCCGCCCCUCUAAACAUGAACCAUUAUGCCAAUAAGAAGAGUGCAGCGGAGAGCAUGCUGGACGUGGCCCUGCUGAUGGCCAACGCGUCGCAGCUGAAGGCCGUGCUGGAGCAGGGGCCCGAAUACUCCCUGUACACGUCCCUCGUCACGCUCAUUAGCCUGUCGCUCUGUCUGCAGGUGUUAGUGGGGAUCUUGCUCAUCUUUAUAGUGAAGUGGAACCUGAACGAUGAGCAGAAACAUCUCCGGCUGAAUGUCUUCGAGAACAUCACCACCAGCUGCGUCUUCAUCAUCGUCGUCAUCAACGUCUUCAUCACUGCGUUCGGAGUUCAGCGGCCCAAUCCAGGCCUGCGACAGUAGCUCAAACACG
Molecule: messenger RNA, 462 nt
Organism: Rhinichthys klamathensis goyatoka
Lineage: Eukaryota; Metazoa; Chordata; Actinopteri; Cypriniformes; Leuciscidae
Product: ninjurin-1-like
Exons: 3
Coding region: 27-452 (141 amino acids)
Biological process (GO): tissue regeneration; cell adhesion
Cellular component (GO): membrane
Source: RefSeq, a predicted model, not a curated record